Exserohilum turcica Et28A is the source of this 696-nucleotide messenger RNA. RefSeq lists its product as uncharacterized. Bases 1 to 696 code for a protein of 231 amino acids. The record is from RefSeq and is a predicted model, not a curated record. The transcript has a single exon. Lineage: Eukaryota; Fungi; Ascomycota; Dothideomycetes; Pleosporales; Pleosporaceae.
AUGUCUGAAGAGUCUAAAAACCACACAGCUUCCGUACCCCAGCAAUACAAUAAUGCCUGGCCCUACAAUGCCCUCGUCACACGCUACAUCGACCUCUACACAGAGUACCUCACGAUACGCCGGCACAUUGACCGCGCCAGCCUCGCCUAUCCUUUCGAGCGCGAACGCACAAUCCACAACCUAGUCAACACGCGUGCUCGGCUCGAGCACGAGAACCAGCUUCUGCGCCGCCAAAACCAAGAUCUCAAGACGACCAACGAAACAAACCGGAGCAUCAACAAAAGCCUCCGGUGCCGGUACAAAGACACGCAAGAGACGCUGUGUGCGAUCCUGGAGGCGCAGACAGAAGGGGUAGAAGGUGAGGCGCAGAGAUACCAAGAAGAAGUGGUUAGACUCCGCGAAGAAAAUAGGGACCUUCGGAAGCGGGUUAAGCGGUGGACUAGGUGGGGCGAUGUAAAUGCACAGGAUCUGACUCGCAUGUGGGAUGAGGAAAAGAAAGCGAAGAAGAGACUUGACAAGAUGCAAGAGGAGGUGGAGAGAUUGAGAUGUCACAAUGGUGGACGUGUCGUUGGCGAUUAUAGGCGGGCAGAAGGAACUGGGGAUGGCGAAGUACAGUCUGCUGGGGAAGAAGGGGCGGAUGCCGUGGAGACAUGUUCAGUGCAUCAAGAAGAGAGCCAUAGGAUUGUGAAUGGAUGA